Molecule: messenger RNA, 2462 nt
Organism: Gossypium arboreum
Lineage: Eukaryota; Viridiplantae; Streptophyta; Magnoliopsida; Malvales; Malvaceae
Product: S-adenosyl-L-methionine-dependent tRNA 4-demethylwyosine synthase
Exons: 8
Coding region: 223-2139 (638 amino acids)
Biological process (GO): wybutosine biosynthetic process
Molecular function (GO): 4 iron, 4 sulfur cluster binding; catalytic activity; FMN binding
Source: RefSeq, a predicted model, not a curated record
UAGAGAGAUAAUUGGAUCACUGUUGAAGUAGUAUACGAUACGGGCUCGAUUUCUAAAUUUCUAAGCCCAAUAAAUAAAUAAACUCUGAUUCUGAUUUCAGGUCACCAUCUCUUCGUCUUUAUGCCGCCUACUCCCUCCACUUCACCACCACGAUGAGCGCCUCUACUCCCUCAUUUCCGCCAAAACCCUGAACAGAGAAAAAGGAAAUAAUAGAUCCCAAACAUGACCCCUUCCUCACUUUCCACCCGCCUCACCCUCUUCGCUCUCCUCUCCGCUACUACCUUUUACUUUCUUUACAAAUCCCGCCGCCGCUGCCUAAAACCCCUCAAACAUCUCCCUCUAAACCCUAACCCUAGACCAGGUAAGCUCUUCUUCCUCAGCCAAACCGGAACAUCCAAAGCCCUAGCUCAACGCCUCCUUGACCUCCUCUCCUCCAAGAAUAACAUUCCUUUCGACCUCGUUGAUCCCCAGACCUACGAACCGGAGGAUCUCCCUAAGGAAUCCCUAAUCAUUAUCAUCGCUUCCACCUGGGAAGAUGGAAAUCCUCCCCAAAAUUCUAAAUUCUUCGUCAAUUGGCUCGCCGAAAUCAGCACUGAUUUUCGCGCCGGGAAUUUGCUGCUUUCUGAUUGUAAAUUCGCCGUCUUUGGAGUCGGUAGCCGGCUUUACGGGUACACCUUUAAUGCGGUGGCGAGGGAUUUGGGAAAGAGGUUGAGAGGGUUGGGAGCGACGGAGAUGGUGCCGGUUGGGGAAGGUGAUGUGGAUGGAGGUGAAUUGGAGAGUGUCUUUGAAGGGUGGAGUGAAAAGGUGGUCACUGUUUUGAAAGGGGGAUUGGUGAUGGAGAAUGAGAAUGGCAUUGUUUAUGAGAGUGAUGUUGAAAGCCUUGAAAGUGAUGAUGACGAUGAUGGAGAAGGAGGAGGGGAAGACAUUGUUGAUCUUGAAGAUAUUGCAGGUAAAGGGCCAUCGAGGAAAAAGUCUGUUAAUGUGGCUGAAACUAAUGGGAAAUUGGAUGGGAAAAGAGAGAUGGUAACUCCAGUUAUAAGAGCCAACUUGGAGAAACAGGGAUAUAAAAUUAUUGGUUCACAUAGUGGUGUUAAGAUCUGUAGAUGGACCAAGUCUCAACUUAGAGGACGAGGAGGUUGUUACAAGCACUCAUUUUAUGGAAUAGAGAGUCAUAGAUGCAUGGAGGCUACACCUAGUUUGGCAUGUGCCAAUAAAUGUGUUUUCUGCUGGAGGCAUCAUACGAAUCCAAUAGGGAAGAGUUGGCAGUGGAAGAUGGAUGAUCCCUUAGAGAUUGUCAAUACUGCCAUAGAUCUUCAUACAAAGAUGAUUAAGCAAACGAAAGGAGUUCCGGGUGUUACACAAGAGCGAUUGAUGGAGGGUCUAUCCCCUCGGCACUGUGCCCUAUCACUUGUUGGUGAACCAAUUAUGUAUCCUGAAAUUAAUGCGCUUGUGGAUGAGCUGCACCGAAGGCGAAUCUCUACAUUUCUAGUAACUAAUGCACAGUUCCCUGAAAAAAUUAAAAUGCUGAAGCCUGUAACGCAGUUAUACGUGAGUGUAGAUGCUGCAACAAAGGAUAACUUGAAGGCAAUUGAUAGGCCACUCUUUGGGGAUUUCUGGGAAAGAUUCAUUGAUUCCUUGAAAGCUCUCAAAGAGAAACAUCAACGAACUGUAUAUCGCUUGACACUUGUGAAAGGAUGGAAUACAGAAGAUGUAGAGGCUUAUUCUAAACUCUUCGUCCUUGGGAAGCCUGAUUUUGUUGAAAUCAAAGGCGUGACAUACUGUGGAUCUUCUGCCACAUCAAAGUUGACAAUGGAGAAUGUGCCAUGGCAUUCUGAUGUUAGGGCUUUCUCGGAGGCAUUGGCUUUGAAAAGUGAAGGGGAGUAUGAGGUUGCAUGUGAACAUGCACACUCAUGUUGUGUCCUCUUGGCAAAAACUGAAAAGUUCAAGGUCAAUGGUCAAUGGCAUACAUGGAUUGACUAUGAAAAGUUUCAUGACCUGGUGGCUUCAGGAAGACCUUUUGACAGUGAGGAUUAUAUGGCUCUCACUCCGUCAUGGGCCGUCUAUGGAGCUGAGGAAGGUGGAUUUGAUCCUGAUCAGUCUCGGUACAAGAAGGAGCGACAUCACAAGUCAAAGCGCUGAGCAGUUUGUAUUGGUAUGAGCAAAUAUAGCCAUUUUACUUGGGAAAGAUGGUUAAUCAUUUAAACAGUUUUGGUUUAGUUGGCCAUAAUAUCUGAUUUAAAUGAUAGUGGGUUUUGUUUUUUUUUUUGGUGGGGCGAGGAGUUUUUUUUUUUUUUUAUGGGGGAUAAAAUAGUUAAAUGGUAGUGUACUGCCUUUCUCUUUGUUGUAUUCAUAUUAUCUUAAAAACAAUUUUGAUUUCAAACGUUGCCCAUGUAGGGGUCAUGCAAGUGGCUCUAUUGAUUUCUCUAAUUUAUGCACCUACAUAUAACCAUUGUGAAGGAAAA